Messenger RNA from Aspergillus ibericus CBS 121593, 2143 nucleotides. RefSeq names its product nuclear division Rft1 protein. NCBI's taxonomy places the organism in Eukaryota, Fungi, Ascomycota, Eurotiomycetes, Eurotiales, Aspergillaceae. Bases 279 to 1988 code for a protein of 569 amino acids. Gene Ontology annotation, biological process: dolichol-linked oligosaccharide biosynthetic process; glycolipid translocation. The record is from RefSeq and is a predicted model, not a curated record. The transcript has 3 exons. Gene Ontology annotation, cellular component: endoplasmic reticulum membrane.
AAGAGGUAACGGGUUCCAUACGCAACCUGGGAGUCAAGCAUGAACAUGCGGGUACGGCAGUUGCAGACUACUGUGCGGAGUAGCACGUGGCCUUUAAUGCGGAUACCUGGCCUGUCCUCCGUACCUACCAUGGCCAUGUACUGCCAUGUUUAAAACCCAACUUGAGAAACCACUGAAAUUUGAUUCUUUCUUUGCAUGUCCAAGCUGCAGAGACACCUUCACGGAACAACACAUGCUUUAGAAAGGGGACCAUUGGCGCAACCCAGCUUUUCAUCUACAUGUCACCGUCAGAUGAGAAUGUCAGCGCAAUGCUGGCGUCAUCAGCGUCUGGGACAACGCUGAUGAUUCUCGUUCAAUUGGCAUCUAGGGUCUUCACUUUCACUGCAAACCAGCUAAUUCUGAGGGGUUUACCGCCGGCCAUUCUGGGGAUUGCAUUCCAACUGGAGCUAUACUUCAUCUCAAUACUAUACUUCUCCAGGGAAAGUAUCAGAGUGGCUAUUCAAAGACAGCCAUUGCAAUUCAAGUCUAUUGCCAUAUUUGAUCACAAGGAUGACACUGAUGCGGCUUUCAAAAAGGCCAACGAUGAAUCGGAAGUCCGUACCAUAGCGUCACAGUCAGCAGUGAACAUGUCCUACUUGAGCCUCAUGUUGGGGUUUCUGUUUGCCAUGGCAUUUGCUGCUUCUUAUAUACAAUUUGCACCAAGUGAGGUCUCUCAAUUGCCCUUUUAUCACGCGAGUGUGGUGAUAGCCACCGCUGCAUCUCUUAUGGAACUCUCUGCCGAGCCCUUCUUCACUGUAGUGCAGCAAUAUAUGCUACACAGAAAGCGUGCAGUCGUCGAAAUGAGUGCAGCAUUUGUAAAAAGCCUCGCAACUUGCCUUGCUUAUACCUGGGCUGCCCGGACUGGCCACGUUGUUGGUGUACUUCCAUUCUCUCUUGGUUAUCUCUGCUAUUCAUCCACCCUCAUUUGCGGCUAUAUGUUGGCCCUGCGAGGGGUUUCGGAUAAGUGGAAAUUUUCUAUGUUUCUCACCAAGAUCACAUCAAGAAAUGGGUCAGAGUACCUACUUGAAAGGUUUCCAUGGCCGAUGGUCACGCUGUCCACGAAUGUAUUUUUUCAGUCUGUGAUAAAACACAUUCUCACACAAGGUGACUCAAUGAUGCUGGCAGCAAUGACGAGCUUAGAAGACCAGGGCAUAUAUGCACUGGCCUCUAAUUAUGGCGGCCUGGUGGCUCGAGUAUUGUUCCAGCCGAUUGAAGAAAGUAGUCGGACACUCUUUUCGUCACUGCUGAACUCUGGAGGAACUGGAAAAUUGAGUAUCAAGAACGUCAAUGCCGCUAAGUCCCAUUUAACGGAAGUUCUUCGCGCAUACAGCCUGAUUGCUUUGGUGGGGUUUCCCCUGGGUCCAGCUUUGGUACCUCAGGUACUGCACGUGUUAGGUGGGCGCAGCUGGGCUUCGCCCCGCGUCAGCAGCCUGCUCUCGCUUUAUUGUUAUUACCUACCAUUUUUGGCUUUCAAUGGCAUAAGUGAAGCAUUCGUCUCUUCGGCAGCUAACACAGCCGAACUUCGCAACCAAGCGGUAUGGAUGGGAGUAUUUUCAGCAUGCUUCGCAUCAGCGGCCUACUUAUUCUUGAAGGUCGGCGGUCUGGGCGCCCAUGGGAUGGUGUAUGCCAAUAUUGUCAAUAUGGCAGUUCGUAUCCUCUGGAGCUUCUCUUUUAUUCGGUCUUUUUUAUCUCGGCACAAGAGUGGCGUGGCUCUUGCUGAGGUUACCCCACGACCACUCACUUGCAUUGCCGGUGUCAUAAUGUGCAUGAUCCUUACUACAAGACAGUCAUAUGCUUCCGUAAACAUUGGAGAUGCGUUGACAUUUGGUGCUGUUUACAUUGUUGUGGUGUUAUAUCUCGAGCGAAGGUACUUGAUGAUGUAUUACACAAAAGCCCGCGAAAUGGUGAAAUCAAAAGCAAACAAAACCUCCAAACCAAAAGGCGAAUGAUGCCAUGAUCAAUCGUCAAAAACAAUCUUCGUGGAUGUUUUGUUGGUAUCGACGUCCUUGAAAAAAGCACCGUAUGCGUCAUGUUGCUUCUUCUUUACUGUUGCUCCAAACUUGAGAAGAUCUUCUGGCACUUCCUGCUUCGCCGCUUUUAGAAC